AUGUUCACCUACUACAGUACCGUCUAUUGUGUAUCCAGCGCAGGGUCUUUUGGCGACGAUGCGUAUGCCUUGGCAAUGUUUCGCAACUCGCCCCAUCUGGACGUCAUCAAUGCAGCCAUUUCACAGCUUCAGAGUCAGGGCGAGAUGAUCAGUCUAAGAGCCAAGUACUUUACGCCAAGCAGCGCAACUCAGGCCGUCUGUAAGGACUCCUCAUUCGGACAGAUAUUCACGAGCAUAUUGUCCACCAAAUUUGUACCCACGAGCCGACUUUCCAUCAGCUCAGUGGAACUUUCCGGUAUCUUCGUGAUCGCCUUCCUCGGCCUAGCCGGGGCCCUGUUUGUGGCGGUGAUUGAGAGUCUCAUCAGACUCAUUCAGGUAGAAUUUAUUAUUUUUCAUCUCUUUUGCCCCGAUCCGCUGUUGGCACUCACGCAGGCCAUCCACUCGAGCAUUACGGACGGAUCAUGCUUUUAUUGGAUUUUGUCUUUCUUGAUUUGUCAUGUACCGGAUCUACAUUCUACGUCCUUUGUUUGUGUAGUUAAGCACGUUUUCUAUUCAACUAUUGUGGCAGCUCUUGCAGCCUGGAACGAAUGA
This is a messenger RNA of Protopolystoma xenopodis, 591 nucleotides long. The record is from the annotation of a GenBank genome assembly. Lineage: Eukaryota; Metazoa; Platyhelminthes; Monogenea; Polystomatidea; Polystomatidae.